AUGAACGCCCAAGAACUCUCCCAGUACCUGGCCGAUGCCCCGCCUUCGGUCGUCAGGCUCGAGGUCGAGAAGCACUUUGACGCCCUGGCAGACAAGCAGAAGCGCUACGCCCACUUUAUCAGCAAAGCUUCCUUUGCUGGUAACCGCAUCGUUCUGCGCCAGGUCUCUCCCGAGUCUGAGCCCAUCUAUGACUUCAUCAUUGCUCUGCACAAGGCUUCCGGAGGUGACUGGAAGGGUCUGGCCGAGAAGGCCGGCGUUGAUGAAGCCGGCUUGAAUGCCUUCCUCCAGUAUGCUGCCCAGUUCCUCGGCAACAGCGGAAACUACAAGAGCUUUGGUGACUCCAAGUUCAUCCCACGCUGCGAUGAGAAGGUCUUUGCUUCCUUGGCUUCAACUUCUCCCGAGGCCGAGAAGCACUACAAGGCUACCAACGGUGCCAUCUUCUCGACCGACAAGCCCGGUCUUCUGCACCUUGGCUUCACUGACGAGGGUCACCUCACCACUUACUACCCUGACUCUCCUGGCAUUACCAAGGAUGAGAUUGACGCUGUUGCCAAGUGGAUGCAGAAGACCGGUUUGCUCCCUGAGAACACCAGGUUGCGUAAGACCAAGGACGGUGUCUUUGAGCUUUUGAUUGCCUCCGCCGUUACUUCCAUCCCCAGCGAGGGUGGUGACAUUGGCAAGGAUACCGAGUACAAGGUUACCGAGGGCCCUCUUGAGGGCAAGACCAUCAAUUUGGUCUAUGGCGACUAUGCGGCCGAGAUGAAGGCCAUUACCGAGUACACCAAGAAGGCGGCUGAAAACGCCGAGAAUGAGACUCAACAAAAGAUGCAUACCGCUUAUGCCAAGUCCUUUGAGGAGGGUUCUCUUGAGGCCUUCAAGGACUCCCAGAGAUACUGGAUCCGCGACCAAGGUCCCAUGGUGGAGUGCAACAUUGGCUUCAUCGAGACCUACCGCGACCCGGCCGGUGUUCGUGGCGAGUGGGAGGGUUUCGCUGCCGUUGUUAACCAGGAGAGGACACGUGCUUUUGGAGAGCUGGUUAGGUCUGCGCCCAGCUUGAUUCCCCUGUUGCCGUGGUCGAAGGAGUUCGAGAAGGACAAGUUCCUCUCUCCUGAUUUCACCUCUCUCGAAGUUUUGACCUUCUGCGGAUCUGGGAUCCCUGCUGGUAUCAACAUCCCCAACUAUGACGAUAUCAGGCAACAGGAAGGCUUCAAGAACGUCAGCUUGGGUAAUGUCUUGAGCGCCAAGGCCCCUGAUGAGAAGAUUCCCUUCAUCGCCGAUAGUGAUCUCGAGAUUUACAAGAAGUAUCGUGACGCCGCCUUUGAGGUCCAGGUUGGCCUUCACGAGCUUACUGGCCAUGGCUGUGGCAAGCUUUUGCAGGAGACCUCUCCUGGAGAGUAUAACUUCGACCAUACUAACCCGCCCAUUAGCCCCUUGACUGGUAAGCCCGUGACGACCUGGUACAAGCCCGGUCAGACAUGGGGUUCCGUGUUCGGUGGUCUUGCUGGCGCUUACGAAGAAUGCCGUGCUGAGCUCGUUGCCAUGCACCUGAGCUGCGAGUUUCAAGCUCUCAAGAUCUUUGGUUUCGGUGACGGAACCACUGAUAUGGAUGGCGAGGCUGGUGAUGUUCUGUAUGCGUCCUACCUCAGCAUGGCACGCGCUGGCCUCUGCUCGGUCGAGUUUUGGGAUCCCAAGAGCCAGAAGUGGGGACAGCCUCAUUGCCAGGCUCGCUUCGCCAUUCUCAAGGCCUUCCUUGAGGCCGAGGAUGACUUCUGCAAGCUUGAUUAUAAGAAGGAGGACCUCUCCGAUCUGGAGAUCAAGCUUGAUCGCUCCAAGAUUCUGACCGCCGGUAGAAAGGCUGUGGGAGACAUGCUCCAAAAGAUCCACAUCUACAAGUCGACCGCUGAUGUUGAGGUCGGUACCAAGUUCUUCACUGAUAUGUCCGGCGUCGGCUUGGAAUACUGGGGCACCAAGGUUCGCGAUGUCGUCCUGAAGAACAAGCAGCCCAGAAAGGUGUUCGUCCAGGCCAACACUUAUCUUGACGAGGCCACUGGCAAGGUCACGCUCAAGCACUACGAUGCCACCCCUGAGGGGUAUCAUUCAGAGCUGGGCGGAUAG
Molecule: messenger RNA, 2115 nt
Organism: Sordaria macrospora k-hell
Lineage: Eukaryota; Fungi; Ascomycota; Sordariomycetes; Sordariales; Sordariaceae
Biological process (GO): proteolysis
Cellular component (GO): cytoplasm
Molecular function (GO): dipeptidyl-peptidase activity; metalloexopeptidase activity
Source: RefSeq, a predicted model, not a curated record